CUCAAUUUCUUAUGCUGUUUGUAGCCACGAAAAGGUCAAUGGAAUUCCUUCAGUGAACUCUGAAUCGAUUGCAAAAAAAAUCGUUCAAUUGCUUCUGCGUUUAAGUUCUCCUUUUCACUGAACGUGUUUGAUAUUACCAGGGUAUAAAGUUUUUUUUCUUUUUAUUCAUUCACACAGGUUUGGACUGAUCUAAAACUAAAAACUAAAAAGAAGAUGACAAAUAACAAAAACGAAUCCAAAGCUACAGGGGGAGGACCAAAUAAAAUGCAUGCCUUUUCGCCAUGCGAGGAAGCUGUGGUUAAUUUGCUUUGCCUGGAUAAAGCAAUCAAUCACAAUGGAACAGCUUUUGGUCUCCCGAUGACAUCGUCUCCGCAGCAUACUCCAGAUAUCAUGGAAAUUGAAAUCGACAAUGUUGAGAACACACCACAGCCUGGCACAAGCAAACAAUGUAGCACACCUAGGAGUAUUCCCAAGAAAAGGAAGGUAAUCGAUACAUCGGAGUUGCUAUCUCAACAAACGGAAUAUCUUAAACAGUUGACUGCCAACUCUGAGCAAUGUGUGAAAUAUGCGAGGAGGCAGUACUAUUUGAAGGAAGAGAAAUUUCGUUUAAAAAAAGAAUACCUCCUUCGGGAAGAGAAGAGGAAGGAGCGGGAAUUGGAAUACCGGCUCGCUACUCUCGAAUACAAAAAAAGAAAGCUAGAUUUGUUGAAGGCGUCUAAUAAAAAAGAAUAUGACUCGGAAUAA
Toxorhynchites rutilus septentrionalis is the source of this 744-nucleotide messenger RNA. RefSeq lists its product as uncharacterized. NCBI's taxonomy places the organism in Eukaryota, Metazoa, Arthropoda, Insecta, Diptera, Culicidae. The transcript is spliced from 2 exons. The record is from RefSeq and is a predicted model, not a curated record. The coding region runs from base 214 to 744 and encodes 176 amino acids.